UGAGAAUAUAAAGAGAAAUAUGGAUGCCAAAACAAGGUCAUAUGCUAUUGUGACAGGAGGAAAUAAAGGAUUAGGGUUUGAGGUAUGCAAACAAUUGGCUGCAACUGGCAUCACAGUUGUUCUAACCGCAAGAAACGAGAAAAGAGGACUUGAAGCUCUUGAGAAGCUCAAAGAGUCGGCCAGUGAUGAUGUCACUAAUAUCAUCUUCCAUCGCCUUGAUGUGGCCGACCCCUCUACAAUUGCCCCUCUUGUUGAUUUUGUCGAGGCAAAGUUUGGAAAGCUUGAUAUCUUAAUCAAUAAUGCUGCUCUUCUAGGAUCCAAUGUUGAUUGGAAAUACCUGGAAGGCAUUGUUGGUAAGCCUGGAUGGACAGAUGGCAUACCUGGUGAAUUAAUAGAUUCUCAGUACGAGAUUGCAGAAGAAUGUCUACAAGUAAAUUAUUUUGGCACAAAAAAGAUGAUUGAAGCAUUUGUUCCUCUACUCCAACUUUCUGAUUCUCCAAGAAUUUUGAAUGUUUCUUCUGGUGCUGGAACUUUACAUGUAAAAUUUGGCUGCCUUCCUUUCCUUCGAAGCUCAAGUGAAAUAACAAUCUUUCGGGCUCUUUUGCCUUGUUUAACUGUCCAGAAGUUGGCGAAUGAAUGGGCUAAAGGAGUGUUAAAUGACGUUGACAACCUCACUGAGGAAAGAAUAGAUGAGGUGGUGAAAGAGUUUCUCAAGGAUUGUAAAGAUGGAACUAAUUUGGAAACCAAAGGUUGGCCAAAGAUUCUAACUUCUUAUAUAGUAUCAAAAGCUGCAUUGAAUGCUUACACUAGAGUUGUAGCCAAGAAGUUUCCGGGUAUUCUCGUGAAUUGUGCUUCCCCAGGUUAUGUUAAGACAGACAUGACCGACAAUACAGGCAUACUUUCUGUGAAAGAAGGAGCCGAAAACCUAGUUAGAGUGGCUUUGUUGCCUGAUGAUGGACCUUCUGGAGCAUUCUUUCAACAAGCUAACAUCUCUUCUUUUUAAUGAAAAUUAAUUAAGUGUUCUUAUAUUCAGCUAUAUUUACCAUGAAAUUGUAUAUGGUUACUCGUUUUAGUUUGCCUGUAUAAUUUGUUUGA
Messenger RNA from Impatiens glandulifera, 1095 nucleotides. RefSeq names its product (+)-neomenthol dehydrogenase-like. Lineage: Eukaryota; Viridiplantae; Streptophyta; Magnoliopsida; Ericales; Balsaminaceae. Gene Ontology annotation, cellular component: membrane. The transcript is spliced from 4 exons. The record is from RefSeq and is a predicted model, not a curated record. Bases 20 to 1003 code for a protein of 327 amino acids.